ACAGUGUAGAAUACAGUCGUCAACCAUUCAAAUCGCUCUUUCGCGCACAGUGUGUAUUGUUCAGUUGUGUGUAUAGCAUAUAUUUCAAAGCAAUUUCUCAAUUCGGUAUUCAUCGCUGUUGUGUUAAGAGAUAUAGAUUGUGUGCUGUGCCCAUUGUCUGGAUAUUUUUUUCGUGGUUACAUUUUUUUAAAAUCGAAAAACAUCAACGAUGUCGGAACGUGAAAAUAAUGUUUACAAAGCUAAAUUGGCUGAACAAGCUGAACGUUACGAUGAAAUGGUUGAAGCCAUGAAGAAGGUUGCUUCACUCGACGUGGAAUUGACAGUUGAAGAGCGAAACCUAUUGUCGGUAGCCUACAAAAAUGUCAUCGGUGCUCGUCGUGCAUCAUGGAGAAUCAUUUCAUCCAUUGAACAAAAAGAAGAGAACAAGGGUGCUGAAGAGAAAAUCGAAAUGAUCAAAAACUAUCGUGGUCAAGUGGAGAAGGAAUUACGCGAUAUCUGCUCAGAUAUUUUGAAUGUUUUGGAAAAACAUUUGAUCCCAUGCGCUGGCACUGGCGAAAGCAAAGUCUUUUACUACAAAAUGAAGGGUGAUUAUCACCGUUAUUUGGCCGAAUUUGCCACUGGUACCGAUCGUAAAGAUGCCGCCGAAAAUUCACUAGUUGCAUACAAGGCCGCUAGCGAUAUUGCGAUGACUGAUCUUCCACCAACACACCCAAUUCGGCUUGGUCUUGCUCUCAAUUUCUCGGUAUUCUACUAUGAAAUCUUGAACUCUCCGGACCGUGCCUGCCGAUUAGCUAAAGCAGCAUUCGACGACGCUAUCGCUGAGUUAGAUACCCUAAGUGAAGAAAGCUACAAAGACUCCACCCUCAUCAUGCAACUGCUGAGAGACAAUCUCACAUUAUGGACAUCCGAUAUGCAAGGCGACGGUGAAGGUGAACAAAAGGAACAAAUUCAAGAUGUAGAAGACCAAGAUGUAUCAUAAUUUACACAACUAUCCUCAUCUAAACAGUAAACAAGAAAUAAAAAAAACACACAUCCUCUUCACAACAAUUUUCAACACAAAUUCAGCAAAAGUAAACCAAUCAUUUAAGAAUGUUUAGUAACUCAAGAAAGAAAAAACAAAAAAAAACACGGAAUGAACAUUGAAAUGAAAAUAGUUGAAGCAUUUUCAAAAUAAAACCAUACAAAAAACAUAGAAAA
Molecule: messenger RNA, 1197 nt
Organism: Contarinia nasturtii (swede midge)
Lineage: Eukaryota; Metazoa; Arthropoda; Insecta; Diptera; Cecidomyiidae
Gene: 14-3-3epsilon
Product: 14-3-3 protein epsilon
Exons: 5
Coding region: 209-979 (256 amino acids)
Biological process (GO): signal transduction
Cellular component (GO): cytoplasm
Source: RefSeq, a predicted model, not a curated record